Messenger RNA from Aspergillus homomorphus CBS 101889, 2016 nucleotides. RefSeq lists its product as uncharacterized. The transcript is spliced from 3 exons. Lineage: Eukaryota; Fungi; Ascomycota; Eurotiomycetes; Eurotiales; Aspergillaceae. The coding region runs from base 130 to 1794 and encodes 554 amino acids. The record is from RefSeq and is a predicted model, not a curated record.
CCUCUCCCCCGCUCAACGGGGGUUGACUUUAUCCAAAUUCAGAUCCGCACUAUCAUCUCAAGAGGAUUAUCUCUCCGAGAAAAACAAACACUGAAACAAGAGCAAUAGAGACUUGAGGCCCCUCCCAAAAUGGGUCCUCGACGCCGCCACCAACUGGUCACCGAUUCCGAAUCGGACUUCUCCGAGUCGGAUAUUUCGAUGAUCGAGUACCCCGGCCGCAAGGUGAGCCAUCGACACCGCUCCGUGUCGCGGCACCGCCACUUCAGCCCGGAGUACAGCAGCAGCAACACCUACCUCAGCCCGGUGCUGCACUCGGACGCCCAGCUGCAGCACCUGCACCGGUCGGCAUCGACCGGCGCCCGGCGACGCCCCGACCGGCACCAACGCGACUACAGCCAGCAGCCGGUCGCCGUGAUCGUGGACGUCAACAACCACAACGACACCAAGUCCGACAAUAAGACCGAUACUAAGACCGACGCCAAGACGGAUUCGCGCAACAAGAGCGCCACCAAGCAGCGUAAGGCCGAGCAUCGGCUGCAGAACAAUUACGUCGACUACGACUCCGAGGACGAGACCAACCUUCGCAGUCACCGCCGCCGUCCACGGUCCAGCACCGCCAGCAUCUCCCGCGAGGCCUCUCCCCGCGCCCCCGCGGUGGCAGCGCCCCCACCCCCGCCGCAGAUGAUGCCCGCCGGCCGCGACCGCGACUUCGAGCUGGUAAUCGACCAGCGGCUGCUGGAGCGGAACGAUGCCCGGCAGGACUUCGAGCUAUUCCGGCAGCAGCAGGAGAUCGAGCGGCUGGAGCGCGAGCUGGCCCGCCACCGCGAGGUCCGCGAGCACCAGCAGGAAUACCGGCCGCACCAUGAGGUGCGCAUGCUCAAGGAGGAGGAGGACUGGUACGAGGACGAAAUCAGCGAGCGGCUGCGGCGGCUGGAGCGCUUCGAGAAGAAGCAGCGUAUGGAGGAGGAGCAGCGCCAGGUGGAGCAUCGUUACAAGCUGAUUAAGUUCGAGGAGGCCCAGCGCCAGGCCGCCGAGCAGGAGGAGCUGAACCGCAAGAUGCGCCAGAAGCGGCUCGAGGACCUCCAGCGCAAGAUCGACGAGGAGGAGGAGCGCGAGCGCAUCAAGAAGGAGAUUCGCGAUGAGGAGGCCAGGCGCAUCCUCGCCGAGCAGGAGCGUGCCCGCAAGGAGGCCGCCAUGAAGCAGGCUGCCAUCGAUGAGUGGAAGCUGAACGAGGAACGGCGCAUGAUCGCUGAGCGCGAGGAGAAGAGGCGUCGUGAUCACGAGUUCAAGGAGAGAUUGAGACUCGAAUUCGGCUACAACGAGCACGAGAUCGAGGAAAUCCUCCGCAAGAAGGAGAAGAAAGAGAAGAAAGAAGAGAAGGAGAUCGAAAAGGAGCAUAAACAGGAGAAGAAGGAGGAAAAGAAAGAAGAAAAGAAAGAGGAAAAGAAGGAGAAGGAAAAGGAGAAGGAGAAGCUUCCUGAGCUUGAACCCCCACACCAGCGAACCACCUGGAUCAAGGUCCACCAUAAGCACCUCCUCCCUGACACACUGAUUGCCUAUCGCUUGCCCUGGGAUUGGGACGAUCUCGACAGCAACUACAUCAUCAUCAAGCAGUGGAUCUCCGAAGACUUCCAGGAAGAGCUCUUCGCCCACACGCGGCGCCUGCGCGAAGGCAAGCUCGUCACUCAAACCUCCAGCACGCUGACGGAGCUCAAGGUCAACGACAGGAAAAAGGACAAGAUGUACCUUGUGCGCAAGAAGAACCCCGGUGGCCGCGCCUGGAUUCUUACCUGAGAGCCAAGUCCACCACUGAUAGAAACACCGCCCGCCCAUUCUGAACUUAUGAUACCAUGAUCUUGCUUAACGUGUCACGAAAUUCGGUAUCACCAGCCCUUUUUGAUGAUUUUGUCUAUUUGUUUCUGUUUUUUUUUUCUCUGGUACAAUUCGUUGAAAUGCAGUCAGUAAGUAUGCUUAUAUCGAUCGAUUGAUCUUUUCAUUUUCCUCAUGAGUUGGGAU